AUGUCGGGAGAUGUCUGUCCGGUGGGCGCCAUAUUGGAGCAACAACUAUUGUUAUAAAUUGAGACGGGGCUGCUGCUGGCUAAGUUUACAUGUUUUCUGCGUGUUUGUUCUGAAAAUAUUUGGAUAUUUCUACGCAAGGUCAUGAAAGAGAUGUCAACGACUGGUGACAGUACGCUUGGCGGGCAGCAGCCUCGGAAACAUUAUGGCAUCACGUCUUCAAUCAGCCUGGCCUUUCCCAGAGAGAUAGACCAUAUCUACACUCAGAAGCUUACUGAGGCUAUGAAACCAUUUGGCGUGUUUGAGGGUGAAGAUGAACUCAAUCACAGGCUUGCAGUUCUUGGGAAGCUGAAUUCAUUUGUGAAGGAGUGGAUUGCAGAAAUCAGUGAAUCAAAGAAUCUUCCACUGUCAGCAGUAGCAAAUGUUGGUGGCAAAAUCUUUACGUUUGGGUCAUAUAGGUUGGGAGUGCACACAAAAGGUGCUGAUAUAGAUGCUUUGUGUGUUGCCCCACGUCACAUUGAAAGAACUGACUUUUUUUCAUCCUUCUUUGAAAAACUAAAACAGCAUGAUGAGAUUAAAGAUCUACGAGCUGUGGAGGAUGCAUUUGUACCAGUCAUCAAGUUCAAGUUUGAUGGAAUUGAGAUCGAUCUGCUGUUUGCCAGGCUCGCUCUACAGUCAAUUCCUGAUAACCUGGACCUGAGAGGAGACUCUCUCCUCAGAAACUUGGACAUCAGAUGCAUUCGCAGUCUAAAUGGUUGCCGUGUUACAGAUGAGAUCCUAUAUUUGGUGCCUAAUAAAGAGAACUUCAGAUUAACAUUGAGAGCGAUUAAAUUGUGGGCCAAACGCCGUGGAAUCUAUUCCAACAUGCUAGGCUUUCUUGGUGGAGUUUCCUGGGCUAUGCUCGUGGCCAGAACAUGUCAGCUCUAUCCAAAUGCUGUUGCCGCCACACUUGUGCACAAGUUCUUUCUGGUCUUCUCUAAAUGGGAAUGGCCAAACCCUGUGCUUUUAAAGCAACCUGAAGACAGCAAUUUGAAUCUGCCAGUCUGGGAUCCACGGGUGAAUCCAUCAGACAGGUAUCAUCUGAUGCCAAUCAUCACUCCUGCAUAUCCACAACAGAACUCUACCUACAACGUGUCCACUUCCACACGCACCAUCAUGAGUGAAGAGUUCAAGAAUGGUCUCACUGUUACAGAUGAAAUUCUUCAGGGUAAAGCCGAUUGGUCCAAGUUGUUUGAACCUCCCAACUUUUUCCAGAAGUACAAGCACUACAUUGUCCUCACUGCCAGUGCAUCCACUGAAGAAAACCACCUUGAGUGGAUUGGACUGGUGGAAUCAAAGAUAAGAGUGUUGGUUGGAAAUUUGGAGCGCAAUGAGUACAUCACCCUUGCCCAUGUCAACCCACAGUCUUUUCCCGGAUCAAAAGAGAAUCACAAUGAGAAUGAAUUUGUUUCCAUGUGGUUUAUUGGAAUCAGCUUCAAAAAACUGGACAAUUCUGACUGUGUGAAUAUUGACUUGACCUACGACAUCCAGUCCUUCACAGAUACUGUUUACAGGCAGGCAAGCAAUAUCAAUAUGCUAAAGGAUGGCAUGACUAUUGAGGCCACACAUGUGAAAAAGAAACAGUUGCAUCAUUACCUGCCUCCUGAACUUGUGCAGAGGAAGAAGAAGAGUUUGGGAGAAAUAAACCGGAGCUCAAAUGGUGGCGGGUCAAAGCGCUGCUCUCUGGAUGGCAGUCAGCUUGAUAGCUCCAGGGACACAGAUAUCGGCACCCCGUUCAGCUCUCCUACACUAGUCAGCAAACCAUGCCAGCCAGUCUCCUCACCUGAAGACAGUAGUAUCACCCCACCAAAGCAUCCAGUCCUUGUAUUCAUAGACAGCCCAGCAACAUCAGAAGUUUCUCCUCCAAAACCAGAACAGGGAAUGUCCAUUCCAGUCAUCGGAUCCAUGCCCAUCGCCACUCCAGUUGCCAAGCCCCCAGCACCUCCCGCUGGCAACACCAUUCCUACAGUGGUGGGCCGUAGUGUGAUACCACGUAUUACCUCUUCCUCCCCUAGCCCCACUGAGCUGCCCAGCAGUGUCAAUGGAGCACCAAAGAGACCUCACUCUCCAUCUCAGGAGGAUCCACCUAAGAGGCACAAAGAUACAGAGGUGUUUUCUGAUGACUCUGCGUUUAAAGAGCCAUACCCUCCAAAUAGUAAUGGCUUGGACUGUGAAGAGAGGCCAGCAGGGGAGGGUCUUUCAGCAACCAAACCUAUGCCAAUACCAACAAUUGAUACAUCAAGAUCACAGAGACUACCUAGUAAAGAGCUUCCGGAUGCAUCUUCCCCAAUUCCCACAAGCAAUCUCCGCGUUAUUAAAAAUUCAAUCAGGCUCACCCUUAACCGAUAACAGUGAGCUAUCUACAGGUUGUCCCUUAAAGAGUGGAACCACACUUGUGUAACAGCAGUGCUGCUUUUAAACUGCUACUGAUAUUUGGCUGGUCUUCCUGCUUGUUACAGAGUUACUGUAAAGUAUUGUUUUUUUUUUUUUUAUGCCUUACUGUGUCAGAAUGCUUGCUUAAACAUCUAUUUGAGCUUUUGAAACAUUGUACUGUAGAUGUAGUUUGUAUAUAACUUUAAAAAUCAUUGUUAGUCUUUCUAUGCCACCUUAAUGUAGUUUUUAUUAACAAAAAAAAAGUAAAAAAAUAAUUGUCCUGUUUGUCACUGUAAAUGAGAUUCUUCAUUGUUUGUCCGAAGGUUUUCCUUGCAGUCUUUUUGUAUUCACUGUAUUGGUUCUGGUACAGUUUCUGGGAGGACCUUUUGUGUGGGGUGCGUAUGUGUGUGUAUAGAUGGACCAGCAUUAGUAACUAAAAACCAUGACUCCGUUACCUAUCACAGUAAACGCUGCUGCCACUCCAUAGUUGUGUUAACAGCUCAGAACAAAAGAACAGUAUUAGAUCAGAGGUUUGGAUUUGUUGGGCCAAAAUUUAAAGGCAAGUUUGGUUUUACAAUGUUUUCGAUUGUUUGCUAAAUGAUAACAGAGUCGGUGUUGGUUUUUGCAUGUGCAUGAUUGUAUUUCCCUGCGUCUAGGGCAUCACCCCUGCGCCUCCCAUGGAGGUCUGAAUGGCAGUGUCUCCUGAACUUCAAGAACAGAGACUAAAUAAUAUUUCUGCCCUCUUUCCAUGAUUUCCCCCCUUAUUUUUUUUCUCUCUCUCUCCCCCUCUUUCCACAAGCUUCUGUCCUACCCUGUUGGGGUGUACAGAGAACAGAAACUUACUGUUCAUUUUGGGGUUUCUUAACAUUUUAUUUAUUUGUACCAUUAUCAUUUUUUAUAUCACAGGUAUUGUUGAACUUCUUAUUCCUCUAGACAUUAGUUUAAUCUCGGUUUGAAUCUUCCUGUUACCUUUAGGACAAUUUAAAAAAAAAUCUACUUGUCAUUCUUUUUGUAGGGCAAAAGUUGUAUUCGAAAGGGUAUUUUUGUAUGUAAUGUAAAUGCCUUCUUUACAUUAAGAACAUAAAAUUCACAA
Molecule: messenger RNA, 3502 nt
Organism: Sinocyclocheilus grahami
Lineage: Eukaryota; Metazoa; Chordata; Actinopteri; Cypriniformes; Cyprinidae
Product: poly(A) polymerase gamma-like
Exons: 23
Coding region: 142-2385 (747 amino acids)
Biological process (GO): RNA 3'-end processing
Cellular component (GO): nucleus
Molecular function (GO): RNA binding; poly(A) RNA polymerase activity
Source: RefSeq, a predicted model, not a curated record